UGUGAUGAGUGUGGAAAGUCUUUUGUCCAGGCUGGCGGCUUAAAAAGACACCAACUCAUCCACAGUGGAGUUAAACCUUACAGCUGUGACUUGUGUGGAAAGUCUUUUACCCAGGCUGGACACUUAAAAACACACCAACUCAUCCACAGUGGAUUUAAACCUUACACCUGUGACUUGUGUGGAAAGUCUUUUGCCUGGGCUGGAGACUUAAAAAAACACCAAAUCAUCCACAGUGGAGUUAAACCUUACAGCUGUGACUUAUGUGGAAAGUCUUUUGCCUGGGCUGGAGACUUAAAAAAACACCAAAUCAUCCACAGUGGAGUUAAACCGUACAGCUGCGACUUGUGUGGAAAGUCUUUUGCCUGGGCUGGAGACUUAAAAAAACACCAAAUCAUCCACAGUGGAGUUAAACCUUACAGCUGUGACUUGUGUGGAAAGUCUUUUACCCGGGCUGGAAACUUAAAAAAACACCAACUCCUCCACAGUGGAUUUAAACCUUACACCUGUGACUUGUGUGGAAAGUCUUUUGCCUGGGCUGGAGACUUAAAAAAACACCAAAUCAUCCACAGUGGAGUUAAACCUUACAGCUGUGACUUGUGUGGAAAGUCUUUUGCCUGGGUUGGAGACUUAAAAAGACACCAAAUCAUCCACAGUGGAGUUAAACCGUACAGCUGUGACUUGUGUGGAAAGUCUUUUACCUGGGCUGGAGACUUAAAAAAACACCAACUCAUCCACAGUGGAGUUAAACCUUACAGCUGUGACUUGUGUGGAAAGUCUUUUUCCCGGUCUGAACACUUAAAAACACACCAAAUCAUCCACAGUGGAUUUAAACCUUACAGCUGUGACUUGUGUGGAAAGUUUUUUUCCCGGGCUCACAGCUUAAAAAAUCACCAACUCAUCCACAGUGGAUUUAAACCUUACAGUUGUGACUUGUGUGGAAAGUCUUUUUCCCGGUCUGAACACUUAAAAACACACCAACUCAUCCACAGUGGAUUUAAACCUUACAGCUGUGACUUGUGUGGAAAGUCUUUUUCCCAGGCUCAAACCUUAAAAAGACACCAACUCAUCCACAGUGGAGUUAAAGCAUACGGCUGUGACUUGUGUGGAAAGUCUUUUUCCCUGGCUCAAACCUUAAAAACACACCAACUCAUCCACAGUGGAUUUAAACCUUACAUCUGUGAGUUGUGUGGUAAAGCCUUUUCUCAAAGUAGCAACUUACAGAAGCAUCUAGUUACCCACUCUGGAAUCAAGGUGUACAGCUAUGCAAAAACAUUCACUUCAUUAUCUGCUCUGUGCAAACAUCAGCCUGAUCAUGCAGGACUGAAAUCACUGGAUCACAAUGAAUCUGAAGAGAGAGAAAGAUCCUCUUCUGGUUUCAGGGUCGGACCUAAAAACCUUGAGAUCAGGCAGGAAGCUUACCAAACAACAAACAGAAUCAACAAACAGAUGUGUCUACAAUAAAACCUCCCCCAGCACAGAGUAGCUGGAGAGGUGGUCAGAGACAAAGGAAUGUCUUGAUCCUAUAGAUUGAACUAAGACUCUCAAUUUAAAAACCACAAUGACAACAUUCAACAAUUAGACUUCAGUCAAUUUCUUUCAUUUGAACUGUCUUAGUUUUUCCAAAAUUAACUUCUGUUUUUUAAAGUAUUCAUUUUAAAGAAGUGUUAAAAGUUAAAAAGAGCAGCACACAUCAAGACCAUUUUAAAGAUCACAGGUGACUACUUUUAGUUGUUUCAAAUUCUAUUAAACCUCUAUUUUUGGCUCCUCCUUUUACUUUAGUGUAUUUACUGUAUCCUUGAAGUCCACAUGUUGUUUUUUUAAUGAAUUUAUUUUGAUCCACAUGUUCUGCAGCUGUUUUCUUGUUAAUUUGAAGUUUGCAUUAUGAAAAUCCUGAUAAUGUUAAAGCAUUACUUAUAUUUGAUGAACUCUGUGUAAAGUUUGUCUUAUUAAACAGUUUGGUGUGAAAAAAUAAAGAAAUGGUCUCACAACAAGUAGUU
This is a messenger RNA of Oreochromis niloticus (Nile tilapia), 1997 nucleotides long. RefSeq names its product zinc finger protein 726-like. Gene Ontology annotation, biological process: regulation of transcription by RNA polymerase II. The annotation marks the transcript as partial. Lineage: Eukaryota; Metazoa; Chordata; Actinopteri; Cichliformes; Cichlidae. The transcript has a single exon. The record is from RefSeq and is a predicted model, not a curated record. Gene Ontology annotation, molecular function: RNA polymerase II cis-regulatory region sequence-specific DNA binding; DNA-binding transcription factor activity, RNA polymerase II-specific.